GCGUGCGCGCCGUCUUUCGCUGCUGCGUCGCCAGUCUCUGCGCGCGCCGCCGCCGGGCAGCGUCGCCAUGGCCACCGGCCGCCCCGCCUCCCGGAAGCACUCCUGCCGGGGGCGGGCUGAGGGCGGCCACUUCCGGGAGCCCAGCCGUCACCGUCGGCCAAUGGCGGGCCGGGGCCGGGGCGCGGGGCCGGGCUCCCGGCGUGCUGCGCGGCGCGGUCGCGGCUCGGGAGACGCCGGGCUCAUGGCGCGGCUAGCGGGGUGGCCGCUGCUGCUCUGCGCGCUGAUGGCGCUGGCGGGGCCCAGCUCCGCGGAGGCAGGCGACGGGGGAUGGCGGCGGGGCGGGCCAGGGCCGCCGGAGGAGGCACUGUGCACCGUGGAGCGCCGGGCCGACCUCAGCUACGCCGAGUUCGUGCAGCGCUACGCCUUCCAGAGACCCGUGGUCCUGCGAGGGCUCACGGACAACUCGCGGUUCCGCGCCCUGUGCUCCCGCGAAAAGCUGCUGGCCUCGUUCGGGGACCGCGUGGUCCGGCUGAGCACCGCCAACACCUACUCCUACCGGAAGGUGGACCUGCCCUUCCAGGAGUACGUGGAGCGGCUGCUGCGGCCCCAGGACCCCACCUCCCUGGGCAAUGACACCCUGUACUUCUUCGGCGACAACAACUUCACCGAGUGGGCGUCUCUGUUCCGGCACUACGCCCCGCCGCCCUACGGCCUGCUGGGCACGGCGCCCGCGCACAGCUUCGGCGUGGCAGGCGCGGGCACCGGGGUGCCCUUCCACUGGCACGGGCCCGGGUAUUCGGAGGUCAUCUACGGCCGCAAGCGCUGGUUCCUGUACCCGCCCGAGAAGACGCCGCAGUUCCACCCCAACGAGACCACGCUGGCCUGGCUCCGGGACACGUACCCAGGCCUGGCCCCGGCCGCGCGGCCGCUCGAGUGCACCAUCUCCGCGGGCGAGGUGCUGUACUUCCCGGCCCGCUGGUGGCACGCCACGCUCAACCUGGACACGUGCGUGUUCAUCUCCACCUUCCUGGGCUAGCGCUCGUGCUCACGGACUUUAUUGCAGGACAGGGGCGGCGCCGGGGCGGGGGCGGGGCCUUGCAGGGGCUCAGUAGUCCUCCACCCAGCCGUUCUCCGAGAUGAACGCGUCGAUGACCUCCUUCAUGGCCAGGUUGGGGAUGAGCUGCUCCUGGGUCAGGGGGCUCCGGGUCACGGGGUCAAAGUGGCCCACGCGCUGCGGGGACAGCGGGGUCAGCGGCGCGGCGGGGCGGGGCGCCCAGCCGGGCCGCCGCGGCCGCACCCACCUGCAGGUGCUCCUCGAUGUCCUUGCGGUCGUAGGUGAUGCCGCUGGGCGUGAUGCAGGGCUCCCGCAUCAGCUCGAAGCUGAUCUUGCCGCACAGAUAGUCGGGGACGUCGCGCCUCUGCACACAGGGCGCGCUCAGUGGGCGGGCGGCCGGCACCUGCCCACGGGCCCCGCCGACAAGGCUCACCUUUCUCUUCUCGUCCACUUGCGAGAAGAGCUCGUCCAUGUCGGCCAAGUACUUGUCCUGGAAGAAGCGAGGGGGCGCUGCCCCGGGGCCGCACACGGCCCUCCCCCGGCCCAGCGCCGCCUGCCCCGCCGCCCCCGCCGCCCCCGGGGCCCGCGCCCGCCGGCCGGGCCGCCCUCACGUGCUUGGCCUCAAUGCAGGCCUGCUGGGCGCGGACGUGGCCGUCGUCCUCGUCCCCCUCGUGGCUCCGCUGGCACUCCUCCAGCUCCCUGCGGGCGAGCGGCCGCGCGUCAGGACCCGCCCCGCCCCGCCCCGCCCCGCUGUCAAUAAACGCGCGGAGGGGCCCACCUCUCGCGCUCGGCCGCGAUGA
Oryctolagus cuniculus (rabbit) is the source of this 1854-nucleotide messenger RNA. RefSeq names its product jumonji domain containing 8 (gene JMJD8). NCBI's taxonomy places the organism in Eukaryota, Metazoa, Chordata, Mammalia, Lagomorpha, Leporidae. Gene Ontology annotation, molecular function: cis-regulatory region sequence-specific DNA binding. Gene Ontology annotation, cellular component: nucleus. The record is from RefSeq and is a predicted model, not a curated record.